Molecule: messenger RNA, 1008 nt
Organism: Fraxinus pennsylvanica
Lineage: Eukaryota; Viridiplantae; Streptophyta; Magnoliopsida; Lamiales; Oleaceae
Source: the annotation of a GenBank genome assembly
AUGUCUUCGAGCCCUCCAAGAGAAACAGCCAAUGGCGCCAGAAACUACCAGCUCUAUUGGUGUUACCAAUGUCAUCGGACAGUCCGUGCUGCCUCGGACAACCCGUCGGAGGUGACAUGUCCACGGUGCCUCGGCCAGUUCCUUCUUGAAAUUGACAUGGGAAGUACUAGACCGGUUCUUGAAUUCACUGCAUUUGAUCCCUCCCCUGAGGCCCGAAUUUUUGAAGCAUUGUCCCUCAUAUUCGAUCCAUCAAUUGGUUUGCAAAAUCCUGACAUGGACAGAAGAAGGAAUGAUCGAAGCUCUAGACAAAGAAAUCGUGUUCUUGACAGAAGGCAUCAUAGGGAAGGAUCUGAGCCUGCCAACCGAGGAGGUUGGUUAUGGCCGAGAAGAAGAAACAAUUUGCUAGAUGAAAACGGGGAUGACUGGGAUCCCGAAUCCGGGAUUCUAGCCCGUCCACGGACCUGGAUCCUUCUGAGACCAUCCGGGCCGGUCCCAGCUGGUGUUGAGAAUUCACCCCGGGAAAGGCUGAUACCACCUAGGGUGGAUCCCGGGAACUACUUUGUUGGUCAUGGAAUGGAACAACUUAUUGAAGAACUUACUCAAAAUGACAGGCCAGGGGUGCCGCCAGCACCAGAAUCGGUGAUUGAUGCGAUUCCGACAAUCAAAAUUGAGCCAUCCCACUUGGCUACCAGUUCAGAAUGUCCAGUCUGCAAAGAAGAAUUUAAAAUAGGAACGGAAGCAAGGGAGCUUCCAUGCGACCAUGUAUACCAUUCUGAUUGCAUUGUCCCUUGGUUGAGGCUUCACAAUUCUUGCCCUGUUUGCCGCCACGAGCUCCCUGUUCCAUGUGAAAGUUCAGUGGACUCGUCCAGCGAUGCUCAUGGGGGUGGUAGUGACCAGCGGUGCUGGAGGCUGAGGCAGCUGUGCAAUAUGUGGCCCUUCCGAUCAAGAUAUCGACCUCUUCAUCCACAUCGUGGUGGCACGAGAACGUCUAAUCAUGGUGAGAAUUGA